AUAAAAUUAUAGUCUUGAAUAGGAUUUGAUGUGAAGAGCAGGAUUCUCAAGUCUCAACCAAGACCCAUCCAUGCUUUCACACCAAAUACUACGCUAAAUGCAUUUAAAGAACACAGACCUCGAUUGGUCAAACAAUUCAUCCCCACAAUUUAUAAACCACACUCCUCCGUUCUUCACUCAUUCCCCUCAAAUCCCCAUGGAUCCCAAAUCACAGAAGAUCACAAAAUCCCUUCGAGACUACAUCUUCAGGAUCAAAAUCCACCAACGCUCACAAAUCAAAUUACCCUCCAAGAAAUGGAUCCUCGCCGCCUGCAAACAUCCUAGGACUCCUUCUCUCGACAUAGACAACAUGAAAAACAACAACGUCAAAGACGACGAAGCCAUGUUAGCGGACAUCGACCGUUUCCUCUUUGAAAAUUUCAAGUCCCUAUUCCUCGAUGACCGUGAAGAACCCGACAACAACAUUAACCGCAGAGCAGAAAUGUCUCCCAAACUGGACCCCAUCCGCUUUGACUCUUCUAGAAGGUUCUUCACGGACGCAACCACCGAAGAGGGGUCCAGCUCCGCCAUGUCGGAAAGCGAGACCGCCGAGGAGUCGACGGUUGUUCCGGGAAAUUGUGUGGUGGUGCUGGCCAACUCAGGGAACCCCAGCGAGGAUUUCCAGCGAUCCAUGGAGGGCGUGGUGGAAGCGAGAUUAAGGAAUUGUGAAAAGGUGGAUUGGGACUUCAUGCAAGAGCUUUUGUUUUGUCACAUGAACCUCAACCAGAAGAAAUCGCACAAGUUCAUUCUUAGCGCCUUUGUUAAUGUCGUCACUGCCAUGCGCAGCCCGCCGGAGAUUGCUCCGCCGAAGCCUACGCCGCCGCGAAGCGUUCGGACAGUUAGGAUCGGAAGGGAGGUGCGGAAGAAGACGAAGGAAGCAGUUACCUUGGAAUUUAGAUCGCAGUAAAUUACUUGUGGAUGGAGGAGGUUUAAUUAGUCGUAAUAAAAGCAUGGAAACAACUUGUAUGAAACUUGGAUUUAAUUGAAAUUUAUUUUGUGGAGAUAGGAUAAAUUUCUAUUAAAUAUGUGUUUAACAAAGUUUUAUACCGAAACUAAAAAAGAACAUAUGUUUUUCUUUUUCUUUUGUUUUUUGUUUGGUUAAGAACUGCAAGCAAAUAAGGUGAAUGAAAAUUUGUACUUCUGUCGCA
Molecule: messenger RNA, 1187 nt
Organism: Glycine soja
Lineage: Eukaryota; Viridiplantae; Streptophyta; Magnoliopsida; Fabales; Fabaceae
Product: transcription repressor OFP14-like
Exons: 2
Coding region: 98-946 (282 amino acids)
Biological process (GO): negative regulation of DNA-templated transcription
Source: RefSeq, a predicted model, not a curated record